GCGAGAGAGUUUACUGUUCUCGUAAUUCAUUGAUGACACAUAUCUAUACCUAUCAUAAGAGCAGACCUGGUGACAUUGACAUUAAGUUCUUUUGAAGGUUUAGAUAAGGUACGGGUAAUGGGAUGCAGCCACCAACAUCGCUUCCCCCUGCCGUGUACCGAAUGCCACCACCAACUGCUGGUGGUAUUAAUGAACCGCAGGAAUGUCCUUACUGUCGUCGUACAUUUUCCUGUUAUUAUUCAUUGAAACGUCAUUUUCAGGAUAAACACGAACAGUCAGAUACACUAUAUGUAUGUGAAUUUUGUAAUCGUCGUUAUCGUACUAAAAAUUCACUAACAACACACAAAAGUUUACAGCAUCGUGGUACAAGUGGUAUGCUUAAAAGGCUACUUAAAACAUCAGCUAUGAAAAAUGUACUUGCUCAACAUCCACAAAUACAACAACAUCAACAACAACAACAGCAACAACAACAGCCACAAUGAAAAUUGUGGUACAAUCACAAUGGCUAUUCUACAAAUGACGAUCAUUAUUAUCAGUAUGAUUAAAUUUUAUAAAACAACGUGUGAAAAAUUUUAAAUGUUUUUCAAUUUUUCAUUUUAAAAAAAAAAAGCCAUUAGUGAUGCCGUUUAUGUGAUUGAUUUUUAUUUCGGUUUUUAAUUUAUAUAUUAAUUGUUAAUAUCAUUUUUUUUUUUUUUUAUUUUAAAUUGAUAAGAGAGUUUGUUCUGGGUGUCGCCCUUAAUUGGAAUUGUUUUUUUUUUAUUUUUUUUUUAACUUAUCUAUUAUUGGUAUAUAAAUAGAUAUUUGUAUAAUAUUAAUUUUCUAUUUCGUCGAGACUGCACUUAAUCCAAAGAUGAUGGACGAAUUGACUGAAAAUAAAAAAAAAAAUUUUUUAAAUUAAAAAAAAAAUGAAUGAUUAAAAUUUUACGUGAAUAAGCUUAACCAAAAUAAUGGUAAUCGAUCGAUCGGAUACAUUCCAUGGAGACUGCUGUAAUUAUUUUUUUUUUUUUUUUUUUUUAAAUAUUGUCAACUAAAUUUAACUAAUCAACCGAUCGAGCGACAAUCGAAAUUUAUUAUUAAAAGAAAUGCUGGCUAUGAUAUGAGAAUGAAAAAAAAAAUUCUCUUUUAAAUUUGAUGAUUUAAAUUUUAAAAUUAAAUGUACAAUGAUUUUUAUUUCUUUGAAUCAUUAGACAAGUAGAUAGAGGCGAAACUGAGUCAAACUCUGUUUUUUAAAAAAAAGAAAAAAAAAAAACAAUUUAUGCUUAAUGCAGGCGGACAUAUCGGCAAG
This is a messenger RNA of Aphidius gifuensis, 1285 nucleotides long. RefSeq names its product zinc finger protein 573-like. Bases 123 to 482 code for a protein of 119 amino acids. The transcript is spliced from 2 exons. The record is from RefSeq and is a predicted model, not a curated record. Lineage: Eukaryota; Metazoa; Arthropoda; Insecta; Hymenoptera; Braconidae.